Chinchilla lanigera (long-tailed chinchilla) is the source of this 187-nucleotide messenger RNA. RefSeq lists its product as uncharacterized. The record is from RefSeq and is a predicted model, not a curated record. Lineage: Eukaryota; Metazoa; Chordata; Mammalia; Rodentia; Chinchillidae.
GCUGGGACGCUGCCACCCGGGUGAGAGCCGAGGCCGCGUGUGCUCGCCGGGGCUGCGGCUGGUGUCUCCGCGAGAGCAGGGGCGCUUGGGGUGCUCGGGGUGGGGGACCCACGCUCCUGCGUGCUGGCGCCGCCUGCCCCGCUCUGCGCUCCCGCUGCCGGAAGGUGCGCGGCGCCGAGCUCCUGCA